Messenger RNA from Chanos chanos (milkfish), 1545 nucleotides. It is a transcript of the gene fance, whose product is annotated as FA complementation group E. Lineage: Eukaryota; Metazoa; Chordata; Actinopteri; Gonorynchiformes; Chanidae. The transcript is spliced from 10 exons. The record is from RefSeq and is a predicted model, not a curated record. Gene Ontology annotation, biological process: interstrand cross-link repair. Gene Ontology annotation, cellular component: Fanconi anaemia nuclear complex. Bases 1 to 1545 code for a protein of 514 amino acids.
AUGGAUGUGAAAGGCUUAUUGAGUCGUUUUGAUGGACGUUCUCGCUUGUUGGCCCACUCACUCCUCUCGGGGGUGGCUGGAGCUCGGAGUGCGCUGACAGUGUUAAAUCGACAGCGCUCCUCUGAUCCCGACUUCUCACUGUCUUUUCUCUUGGAGACACUCUGCCAGGAUGAAGCUUGUUUGGACGAUGGCAAACAAACUCUUACUACAAAACCACUGGUGUGCAUGUUUUCUGAGGCAUUCAAACGGAAUCUUCUAUGCUUCCUUCAUCUCAAUGGUCCGGCGCUGCCCCGUGAUUCUGUGCUCCGUUUAAUUCGGUGCUUAAGUCAAGAAGCCAACCAAAAUCCAUGGAUUCGUGCCUUGAUCUAUCAACUCCACAAUGACAUUGGAGAACUCACGAGAGAAACACCGCUCACACCACAGUGCAGAGAACGACUGAAAGGGCUUUGCGACAGAUUUAAAGAUAUUCAAGGAAAGGGAAGAUGGGCCUCUUGCUUUGAUGGCCAAGCAACCACACUGUCCGCUCAUGGUCAGGAGGGGACUUUGGAUGUAGAGUCAAAAAAGAGAAAAAGUCAGACUGUUGAUCUGGAUGUGGAAGGGGAUGCCCAGCAAAGCAAAAGGAUGAGGAUGGAUCAGCUGUCACCCAAGGGUUACGCUGACAGUGACGGAUUGGUUGAGGAUGUUGAGGUUCCUGAAAAGAGUCCGUCUCAACAAGCUGACAAUGGCCCAACAGUAGAAUCAUCCACAGCAUUUCAGUCAUCAACUGAAGACUCCUUAAAAGAAUUACCUAACCACGUAAAGGCUGUUGUCCCACUAAUUAAAGAACUAUUGGAGUCUGAAAUGGAGUGGGAUGAGAGUGCAGGAUCCGUCCUCAGGGUUUUGAAUGAAUGCGAUUCUGCCCAGGCUGAAGUGUUAUGUGGAAUGUUAGGUUUGUCUGAAGCACCUGAACGCACCUUGCCUCAGUUCUGUAGCUGCUUAUUGGCCCUGACCCCAGACCUUAGCCACAGCACAGCUGCUGUCAUCAUCAAGAACCUCCUACUUGACAAGGUUCUCUCUCUCACUGAGCCCGCCUCCCGGUGUUUGGUCACUGCAGCUACAUCACUCUGCAGCCGUUACCCACGGCCAGCCUGUCAGACUCUAAUAGAACCCAUCAUUCAAGGGGGACAUACAGGUACUGCUCAAGCUGAGCUGUUGUGCAGACUUAUUGAGGACUGCUUUGAACCCCAUCACAGACUACUUGUGUUCCAGAUGAUACUGAUUGGCUCCUGGAAUGAGGGUGUGUUGUCAAUUAUCCAUGCUUUGCUAGACUCAAAGCUUGAGCUGAGUGAGGAAAUAUUCUCUCUCUUCAUUGACCAACUAAGCAGCCAGUCUUCACACUUCACCAAGUCUAUGAAGUUUGCAAAAAUGACACUGACUAUUCUUACGAAAUACCAGUCUAAUGUGAAUGCUACAAGCAAGCACACUCUGUCCUGCUGUCUAUCUUCCAACGAGACAUUCUUGAAGAAGUCUCUACAGGCUGCUCUGAACCGGAUUUGCCAUUUAUAA